AUGCCUUCUCCGAAAGCGCGGAGCAGCUCUGGGCGCAGCGGCAGUGUUCCGUGUCCCGGCGGUGGAAGCGGGCGCUAUGAGUUCAUUUCUUUGAGCCGAACUCCUCCGCCAAACCUGCUGCAGAGACAGGGCUCCGAUCCCACCUCAGCGCGGCUCCGAGCCUCCGAGAGCCCCAACCGACGCCGCGGCUCGAGUUCCUCCACCUCUUCCACCGGCGGGCAGCAAUUACCGGAAGAAGACUGCAUGAAAUUAAAUCCGUCUUUCAUCGGAAUAGCGCUCAGCUCUCUGCUGGCGAUCGAUCUGUGGUUGUCGAAGCGGCUCGGUGUAUGCGCUUGUGAGGACUCGUCCUGGGGCAGCGUGCGACCACUCAUGAAGCUCAUCGAGAUCACCGGGCACGGGAUUCCGUGGCUGGCCGGUGCUGCGUACUGCCUGUAUAAAAGCGACAGUGCCGCCGGUCAGGAGGUCAUGCUGAAUCUCCUCAUGGCCUUGGUUCUGGACCUGGUGCUGGUUGGCAUGGUGAAGGCCGUGGUGCGCCGCCGACGUCCGAACCAUAACCGCAUGGACAUGUUUGCCACGUUCUCUGUGGACCGCUAUUCUUUCCCAUCAGGCCAUGCCACACGUGCCGCAAUGUGUGCCCGCUUCCUAUUGGCCCAUCUGGUGCUGGCGGCCCCACUCCGUGUGCUUGUCCUGCUCUGGGCCACUGUUGUUGGUUUUUCUAGGGUUCUCCUUGGGCGCCAUAAUGUGACAGAUGUUGUGUUUGGUUUCUUCAUGGGCUACUGGCAAUAUAAUUUGGUUGAGAUGCUCUGGUUGUCACCAGUCAUGUUGCAAAACUCAAUUGGACAGCUUGACUGAGAAUCUAUGAGAACUUAAAGAGGUCUUGAUAUCUUAGUCUCAUUAUAUGUUGGAUCUCGACUCAUUCAGUUGCUGCCAGUAUGCUGGUAAUAAUUCCAUGUUGUCAGUCAAGUUGCUUAACAUGGGUUUACUACAUUUGUUUUUGCAUCUUCUAACUCGAAUGUAAGAUCUCAUUAAUAAUCUCCCAGCAAUGUCCAUGGUUUUUGUUUGAUUUGGAUUGUUAGGGAGCAGUGAAUAUCGAUUGCAUUCCUUUACUUAAAGUUAUUUGUCAUUCUUCCUUUCUUUCAUUACUUAAUUUGUGUCAGUACUCUUGAGACUGGAUAGAUUUUAGCAGUUUUGAUGAAGCAUCUGGCAUCAUGUCCUGCCCUUUUGAGAAUUGGCACGCAUCAAGAAAGGAUAGGGAAGUAGUUUUAACUUUUGGGGUGGAGUAUGGCUUCUGAUAUGUUUGUUUAACUGUAGGAUAUGACAACUUCACCAUUGUGAUAUGACACUUAUAAAACUUGAAACAAUAGCCAUCAACUUGAAGAUUCUGCCUCCAUUUUUUACACCAGCCAGAGUUUACCUCUAAUUAAUACAAAAACUCUGAAUAAGUGAAACUUUAAUUAACAGGGAAUUUGAAAAUCAUGGGGUGAACUUCAGUGUGGCUCCAAUGCCUUGAUGAUGUGCAGUAUCCUCAAUAGAAAUUUACAGGGGAGUAUUUGUGUUUGAAGUUCUGUUGAAGUUUGGGGGUUCUAAAAAAUUAAUGUGUGGUGCAAUUGCUGGGUUUUAAUGAGUGCAGAAAUGCUCUGUUUAAUUGUUCUGUGUUUGUGUCUCAGUAUAGUCGUUGUCUGUAUAGAUGACCACACUUGUCCUGAUAAAUGUUAUUGCACUUUUUGACUCCAUCUAUGAAUCUUAAUCUAUGAAGUAGAAUUUUUUUUUUGGACCUAUGGUCUUUGAAACUUUACAGUUUUUUCUUAAUGUAUGCAUGAUAUGCUUCAAAACUGAUGCCAUAUUUUCAGGGGUUUGUCCAGGAUUUAUUGCCAGGGGUAGCAAGAGUCGAGCUAGAGGUGUCAUCCAGUAAGUUUGUGGGGAAGUUUCUGCAGAAGAGCUAAAACCUCUAUGAAUUCUUAACUAUUUUAAUUGCCCCAUAUGUUCCCUUUGACCAAGGAUAUCAAAUUAAAUUAUUCAAGUGCAAGGCAUUGUGGGUAUUCCCUGUAGUAUUAAUUUUGAACUCAUUAAUUUGAGUUAUUAAAACUUAAAAUCUGAAGUCUAUGGAUUUUAAAGAAAUAAUUUUUUAUUGAUUUUUAUUUAUUAAAAAUAUAUACAAAAUAGAAUUUACACAGACCAGUCACAACAUUAAAACCACCUGCCUAAUAUUGUGUAGGUCCCCCUCGUGCCGCCAAAACGGCACCAAGAUGCUAUUCUUCUCACCACAAUUGUACAGAGCGGUUAUCUGAGUUGCCGUAGACUUUAUCAGUUCAAACCAGUCUGAGUAUUCUCUGUUGACCUCUCUCAUCAACAAGGCAUUUCUGUCUACAGAACUGCUGAUCACUGGAUGUUUUUUUUUAUCACCAUUCUGUGUAAAUUCUAGAGACUGUUGUGUGUGAAAAUCCCAGGAGACCAGCCCAUCUGGACCCCCUCCAGAUUGUAUUGGAGGGGUCUUAAAGACACACCCACCUGCUGGUAAUGCCAAUCAGAUGAUGGGGACACAGACCAUGUUGUUUGGUGUUGUGUUAAGAUCCAAGAUUUUUGGUUGAGGGUUCAGAGUUUUAUGUGUGACAUAUUGGACACUCAAAUUUCAUUUUGCCCCAGACUCUGUAUUUUAAGCGAUGGGGCGUCAUUAAUAUAUGGGAUAAAUAUAUUUAAAAAAAUUAGGUCCAAGCCAGUGUUCUGGUCAGCAGGCAGUACAUCCUUAGGGGAUGGAGGUUGACUGGAUCGCUCUCAUUUCAGGAGUGGGGCAAAGAGUUGGGCAGGAUGGCGGCAUUCGAAGAAAUGUCAUACAGAAGACAGGGGAACUUGGAAUUUUUUAAUGGAAAAUGGGGCAGCUAUUUGGCAUAAUUGGAUGGCUCUCAGGGAGGGGAAGUGCAGAGAGAUGUGUAGUUUUAAAUGUGUGUGAUUUUUAUUUAUAUAUAUAUAUAUUGUGUAUUCUCAAGUUGGACCACAGGGAUGUUUGUUGGGGGUUGGGUUGGGGAUUGAGAGGGCGAAAGGGAAUUAUGUGGGUUAAACAUUUAAUCGAUGUAUAUAUGUUUGCUUUUCUGUUUCAUGUGUCUGAAAAGUGUUAAUCAGAAAAAAACUGCUCUAACAAUCAUCCAUGCAAUUACCAGUUAAUCGUGUGGCUGCAGUGCAUAAAAUCAUGCAUAUAUGGGUCAGGAGCUUCAAUUAAUGUUCACAUCAACCAUCAAAAUGGGGAAAAUGUUUAAUCUCAGUGAUUUAGACUGUGGCAUGAUUGUUGGUGCCAGACGGGCUGUUUUGUUCUGUAACUGCUGAUCUCCUGGGAUUUUCACGCAUCAAAUAUUUUUUGACAAAUCCACCCCCAAAAUCCAGAUAUUUAACUUUUCUUCAUUCUCUGAUAUUACAUAUUUCUCCUUUGGCAGCCCAAGUAAUACAUUUCUGGUGAAAGUUAUGGGUGUUUUGACUGUUCUAGAGAACCAUUUUGCACAUUUCUCCUUUGCAAUAAUUGAGUUAUAUCUUCAUGAAAGUACAAUCAUUGGUCAUUUGUGAAAUAUUAUAAUACAAGUGACAGAUGGCAACCAAUAAAAAUAAUACAAAUUAUAGUUUUAAAUUGCAAUAACAUUGUAACGUUCUGGUGAUUUUUUGUUUUGUUUGCUAGGAACCGUGUGUCUUUUGUUUGACUGAGAGGAAAUUUAGAUGAGGUUUUCAUUUGAUAUUAAGGUUUUUGGGGUUUACAUUCUUCUUGAGUCAGUUAAAGUGGCUUCACCAGUUAUCACUAUAUACACUCACCUAAAGGAUUAUUAGGAACACCAUACUAAUACUGUGUUUGACCCCCUUUCGCCUUCAGAACUGCCUUAAUUCUACGUGGCAUUGAUUCAACAAGGUGCUGAAAGCAUUCUUUAGAAAUGUUGGCCCAUAUUGAUAGGAUAGCAUCUUGCAGUUGAUGGAGAUUUGUGGGAUGCACAUCCAGGGCACGAAGCUCCCGUUCCACCACAUCCCAAAGAUGCUCUAUUGGGUUGAGAUCUGGUGACUGUGGGGGCCAUUUUAUUACAGUGAACUCAUUGUCAUGUUCAAGAAACCAAUUUGAAAUGAUUCGAGCUUUGUGACAUGGUGCAUUAUCCUGCUGGAAGUAGCCAUCAGAGGAUGGGUACAUGGUGGCCAUAAAGGGAUGGACAUGGUCAGAAACAAUGCUCAGGUAGGCCGUGGCAUUUAAACGAUGCCCAAUUGGCACUAAGGGGCCUAAAGUGUGCCAAGAAAACAUCCCCCACACCAUUACACCACCACCACCAGCCUGCACAGUGGUAACAAGGCAUGAUGGAUCCAUGUUCUCAUUCUGUUUACGCCAAAUUCUGACUCUACCAUCUGAAUGUCUCAACAGAAAUCGAGACUCAUCAGACCAGGCAACAUUUUUCCAGUCUUCAACUGUCCAAUUUUGGUGAGCUCUUGCAAAUUGUAGCCUCUCUUUCCUAUUUGUAGUGGAGAUGAGUGGUACCCGGUGGGGUCUUGUGCUGUUGUAGCCCAUCCGCCUCAAGGUUGUGCGUGUUGUGGCUUCACAAAUGCUUUGCUGCAUACCUCGGUUGUAACGAGUGGUUAUUUCAGGCAAAGUUGCUCUUCUAUCAGCUUGAAUCAGUCGGCCCAUUCUCCUCUGACCUCUAGCAUCAA
Messenger RNA from Xyrauchen texanus (razorback sucker), 4665 nucleotides. It is a transcript of the gene plpp6, whose product is annotated as phospholipid phosphatase 6. The coding region runs from base 1 to 852 and encodes 283 amino acids. Gene Ontology annotation, molecular function: sphingosine-1-phosphate phosphatase activity. The transcript has 2 exons. Lineage: Eukaryota; Metazoa; Chordata; Actinopteri; Cypriniformes; Catostomidae. The record is from RefSeq and is a predicted model, not a curated record.